AUGGAAGGUGAAUCUUACCACAAUACGACCACUGUCAAUGGCACCCCAGUAAGUCACCAGCCUUUGGAACGCCAUGGGUUGUGGGAAGUCAUCACCAUUGCGGCUGUGACCGCUCUGGUAAGCCUGAUCACCAUCGUGGGCAACGUCUUAGUCAUGAUCUCCUUCAAAGUCAAUAGUCAGCUGAAGACUGUUAACAACUAUUACCUGCUCAGCUUAGCCUGUGCAGAUCUCAUCAUUGGGAUCUUCUCCAUGAACCUCUACACUACCUACAUCCUCAUGGGACGCUGGGUGCUCGGGAGUCUGGCUUGUGACCUCUGGCUCGCCCUGGACUACGUGGCUAGCAAUGCUUCCGUCAUGAACCUUCUGGUGAUCAGUUUUGACCGUUACUUUUCUAUCACAAGACCUCUGACCUAUCGGGCCAAGCGUACCCCAAAAAGGGCUGGCAUCAUGAUUGGCUUGGCCUGGCUGAUCUCCUUCAUCCUCUGGGCCCCAGCUAUCCUCUGCUGGCAGUACCUGGUGGGGGAGCGGACGGUACCACCAGAUGAGUGCCAGAUCCAGUUCCUGUCUGAGCCCACCAUCACUUUCGGCACUGCCAUUGCUGCCUUCUACAUCCCUGUUUCUGUCAUGACGAUCCUCUACUGCCGGAUCUACCGGGAAACGGAGAAGCGGACCAAGGACCUGGCUGACCUCCAGGGCUCUGACUCCAUGGCCGAAGCGGAGCCAAGAAAGCCAGCUCAUAAGGCUCUGCUGACGUCCUGCUUUAGCUGCCCUCAACCCACACUGGCCCAGAGGGAAAGGAACCAAGCCUCCUGGUCAUCCUCCCGCAGGAGCACCUCCACCCCUGGGAAGCCAUCCCAAGCCACUGGCCCAAGCACCGAGUGGGCCCAAGCCGAGCAGCUCACUACCUGUAGCAGCUACCCUUCCUCGGAGGAUGAGGACAAGCCCGCCACGGACCCUGUCUUCCAAGUAGUCUACAAGAGUCAGGCCAAGGAAAGCCCGAGGGAAGAAUUCAGUGCCGAAGAGACCAAGGACACGUUUGUGAAAGCUCAAGCUGAAAAAAAUGACUAUGACACCCAAAAAUACUUCUUGUCCCCAGGUGCUGCUCAUAGACCCAAGAGUCAGAAAUGUGUGGCCUAUAAGUUCCGACUGGUGGUGAAAGCUGAUGGGACCCAGGAGACCAACAACGGCUGUCGCAAGGUGAAAAUCAUGCCCUGCUCCUUCCCAGUGUCCAAGGACCCUUCGACGAAAGGCCUGGAUCCCAACCUCAGCCAUCAAAUGACCAAACGAAAGAGAAUGGUCCUCAUCAAGGAGAGGAAGGCAGCCCAGACCUUGAGUGCCAUUCUCCUGGCCUUCAUCAUCACCUGGACCCCUUACAACAUCAUGGUCCUGGUUUCCACCUUCUGUGACAAGUGUGUCCCAGUCACCCUGUGGCACUUGGGCUACUGGUUGUGCUAUGUCAACAGCACCGUCAACCCCAUUUGCUAUGCCCUCUGCAACAGAACCUUCAGGAAGACCUUCAAGAUGCUGCUCCUCUGCCGAUGGAAAAAGAAAAAAGUAGAGGAGAAGUUGUACUGGCAGGGGAACAGCAAGCUUCCCUGA
Molecule: messenger RNA, 1599 nt
Organism: Callorhinus ursinus (northern fur seal)
Lineage: Eukaryota; Metazoa; Chordata; Mammalia; Carnivora; Otariidae
Gene: CHRM5
Product: cholinergic receptor muscarinic 5
Biological process (GO): G protein-coupled receptor signaling pathway, coupled to cyclic nucleotide second messenger; gastric acid secretion; adenylate cyclase-inhibiting G protein-coupled acetylcholine receptor signaling pathway
Cellular component (GO): synapse; dendrite; plasma membrane
Molecular function (GO): G protein-coupled serotonin receptor activity; G protein-coupled acetylcholine receptor activity
Source: RefSeq, a predicted model, not a curated record